AUGCCUAUCCAAUCAAGAUGGACUACACCGACGCCUCGAAUAUCUCUACCUGGCUGGGUCUUUGGAAGCGAACAGCAUGGCCUACGCAAUGAAAAGAUCGCGUUUGUGGAUGCCGAUGACCCAAGCAAUACCUUGACAAUUUGGGAGUUCGAGCUGUACUCAAAACGGCUGGCAGUAGGCCUUCAACGUCUUGGUGUCACGUCGGGAGAUCGUGUCUUGGUAUUCUCCGAGAAUGGAAUCUUUGUCCCAUGUCUGUUCUUCGGCAUCAUUAUGGCGGGUGCCAUCUAUACAGGCGCGACUUCAUCAAGCACGGCUUUGGAACUCAGCUACCAGUUGAAAGAUAGCGGUGCAAAAGUUCUCAUUACCAGCACGAAUCUUAUCGGAACCGCCGUCGAAUCAGCACAAAUCGUUGGCCUGGAAAAGAGUCAUAUCUUUCAUCAAAACGCACGAAGUCCCCACUGCAAAAAUCGGCCUCAUGGCAGCGUACAUUCGUGGACUGAGCUUUUUGGUCCUGAUCACGAAGCAGAAAGCUUCCAGUGGUUUGAACCGCCGAACCCUGAGACUGCUAUAUGUUGCCUAAACUCUAGCUCAGGUACAACUGGCCGACCCAAAGGCGUAGAGGUGACGCACUUCGCCUACGUUGCCAAUGGUGAAGCGCAUCUCUUGCUUCAUCGACUUCAGAAAGAAGCUUGGUCUGGGCCUUAUCGUACUCGCGCGCUCUGCUUUCUCCCACUCAACCAUGCUGCGGCACAGACAACAUUCAUUGCCAAUUAUCCCAAGAUGGGCGUGGAGACCUAUAUCAUGGGGCAGUAUAACUUCAAUGACAUGCUCAGUCAUAUCGAGAAGUACCAGAUCACCGAGCUGAUGACUGCCCCACCAAUUAUCUCAUCGCUCGUGGCGAACUCGGUACUGGUGGACGAUAGCCUCAGGAGCGUGAAAAAUGUCAUUUGCGGUACAGCGCCACUCGCUUUGUCGCUAGAACAAAGAGCAAACACUCUCUUCAAAGUUGAUGGUGUCAUUAUUCGCCAGGGUUGGGGUAUGACAGAAUUGACGUGUCUGGGAACCAUGAACGAUCCUCGUCUACCUGGCUCUCCAGGUUCUGUUGGUGAGAUAGCACCAAACUCAGCUAUCAAGCUGAUGCAUGGGGAGACUGAGAUUACGGAGGCCAACAAACAGGGUGAACUCUGGUUUACCAGCCCCACACUCAUGGCAGGAUACUGGAAGAAUCCUGGAGCAACCGGAGAGACCGUUAUCGACAAGAAUGGGAUACGAUGGCUCAAGACAGGAGACAUCGCUUAUGUAGACUCAUGGGGACCAGGUGCUAACAUCUACCUCGUGGACCGUUCUAAAGAAAUUCUCAAGGUGAAGGGAUUUCAGGUUGCACCCGCGGAGCUCGAAGCAACUCUUGUUACUCAUCCUGAUAUAAUCGACAGCGCUGUUAUUGGUACCGACAUUCAGGGUCAUGAAGUCCCAAGAGCAUAUGUCGUGAGGCGCCCUGGCUCAUGUCUUACUUCUCACGAUAUAAUGAGUUGGAUGGAAAGUAAGGUCGCAAGCCAUAAGCGCCUUGAUGGUGGCAUAGUCUUUGUCGAUGGUAUUCCCCGAACUCAGUCGGGCAAAAUACUGCGCCGGAUACUGCGUGAACGCGCCAAAAAAGAGACAAAGGUGUUCAUACCAAUGAAGGCAAAACUGGCAUAA
Messenger RNA from Fusarium tjaetaba, 1695 nucleotides. RefSeq names its product 4-coumarate ligase. Gene Ontology annotation, molecular function: CoA-ligase activity. The record is from RefSeq and is a predicted model, not a curated record. NCBI's taxonomy places the organism in Eukaryota, Fungi, Ascomycota, Sordariomycetes, Hypocreales, Nectriaceae. Gene Ontology annotation, biological process: secondary metabolic process. Bases 1 to 1695 code for a protein of 564 amino acids. The transcript has 2 exons.